AUGGGGCAAACACAGCAAACAGAGAACUCUGAGGAGAUCGAUAUCAAGGCACUUCAGGACAUGUAUAAAAAGUUUGUCAUGGAGUGCCCGAGCGGACUUCUUUUCCUGCACGAGUUUAAGCGUUUCUUUGGUGUGGACCCGACAGGGGAAGCGUCUGAUUAUGCGGAGAACAUGUUUCGAGCUUUUGACAGCAAUGGGGACAAUACGAUUGACUUCCUUGAGUUCGUGGCAGCGCUGAAUCUUGUUUUCCGGGGAGACCUGGAGCAUAAGCUGCGCUGGUCAUUCAAGGCGUAUGACAAAGACAACAAUGGCUACGUUGAAAGGGAAGAACUGCGGUCAAUGAUUGAUAGCAUCUACCAUCUAAAGAAAGGCUCAAAGACAGAGUUUAGUGAUUCACAUCUUACAGUAGAUGAGGUUGUGGAUCGAAUAUUACAGGCUGUUGAUAGUGAUGGAGAUGGUCAAAUUAACAUGGAAGAGUUUAUUAGAGGUGCACAGCAGGACCCCUGGGUGCUCAACAUGUUGAAGCUGGACAUGAACCCUGCUGGGUGGGUGCUGGAGCAGAGGAGAAGGAGUGCACACUUCUAAAAUGUCAAAGCACAUAAGCCUUUCCCAUGUGGACAAAUCAUCAUGGUUAAA
Molecule: messenger RNA, 636 nt
Organism: Chelmon rostratus (copperband butterflyfish)
Lineage: Eukaryota; Metazoa; Chordata; Actinopteri; Chaetodontiformes; Chaetodontidae
Product: guanylyl cyclase-activating protein 2-like
Exons: 4
Coding region: 1-585 (194 amino acids)
Biological process (GO): visual perception
Cellular component (GO): cone photoreceptor outer segment; photoreceptor inner segment
Molecular function (GO): calcium sensitive guanylate cyclase activator activity; calcium ion binding
Source: RefSeq, a predicted model, not a curated record